AUGGUAUUUCAGAAGGAGGGAGAUCACAUCCCUGAAGAGGAAGACCACUCUGCCAAGCAAGAGGAGGACAAGGCUUUAGCUGCAGCAGAGACUGCUGUUUAUGUGGAGAAAACAAAGAUAAACAGAGAAACUUCUGUUGUAGCUGUAGUGGCAAGGGUGAACUCUGAUAGCCUGGAAGAGAAAUAUGUCACUAUCCAGCCAUACGCCAGCCAGGGGAAGGAUGAGAUCGGGUUUGAAAAAGGCGUCACCGUGGAGGUCAUCCAAAAGAACCUGGAAGGAUGGUGGUACAUAAGGUAUCUAGGCAAAGAGGGCUGGGCCCCAGCUUCAUAUCUGAAGAAGGCUAAAGAUGAUCUUCCGUCUAGGAAGAAGAACUUAACUGGGCCAGUGGAAAUCAUUGGAAACAUCAUGGAGAUCAGUAACCUGCUGAACAAGAAAUCAUCCACUGACAAGGAAACUCAAGCAGAAAACGAGACUGCAGAAACUCAUAUCACCAAGAAGGAAAUCAGUUUGCCCAUCCUGUGCAAUGACUCUAAUGGCAAUGCCAUGAUGACCCCAGACAAGCAGGCUUCCAAACUGGCCCAGGGAUCCCCAGCCAUAGCAAGGAUAGCACCACAAAGAGCUCAAAUAAGUUCUCCAAAUCUAAGAACAAGGCCACCUCCACGAAGAGAAUCCAGUCUGGGUUUUCAGUUGCCCAAACCACCAGAGCCACCCUCCGUGGAAGUGGAAUACUACACCAUUGCAGAGUUCCAGUCGUGUAUCUCUGAUGGCAUAAGCUUUCGUGGAGGACAAAAAGCAGAGGUUAUAGAAAAGAAUUCUGGUGGCUGGUGGUACGUGCAGAUUGGAGAGAAGGAAGGAUGGGCUCCAGCGUCUUACAUUGACAAGAGGAAGAAGCCGAAUUUAAACAGGAGAACCAGUACUUUAACCCGCCCCAAAGUUCCUCCCCCAGCACCUCCCAGUAAACCCAAAGACUCUGAAGAAGGAACAACUCCUGGAACGGUUUCUUCAGGAGAUACCCAGGACUCUCCCCACAAGCUGAAAUACGAAGAACCUGAGUAUGAUGUGCCUGCCUUUGGCUUUGACUCGGAGUGUGAAGUGAGUGAAAGUCAUCGUGAAGAGGGAACUCCUGAAAAACGACUGUUUCAGCCCCUCAAGCCCUCUUCUGUCUCAUCACUUCAGAAAACAAAAUUCAAAGUAGGAGAGUCUUCAGAAGAUGUUGCUCACGAAGAAGAGACCAUCUAUGAGAAUGAGGGAUUCAGGCGUUAUGUGGAAGAUACUUUUUCCAAUAAAGAAUCUAGUGGAGACUCCGAUUCUCAGAAAAGCUCCUCUCUCUCCUUAAUCCGAAGGAAUUCUCCAUGUUCCAGCUCUCCUAAAUCAUCACUUGUGAAGCUCAAGAUGGACAAAAACAUCCAGCCCGAUCUUGGAAAAUGUCACUAUUCCAGGAAUGAGGAGACAAAACCAAGGUCAGCUUCAGAUGUUGGCUUACGUAGUGUGCCAAGAAUAGGCAUGAAGAAAGAGCCUGGGCAGAGUCCCUCUAUUAGAGCAAAGCCAAUUGUUAGGCCCAAACCCUUCCUGAACAAGGCAGAAUCUCAGAGCCAAGAAAAGAUGGAUAUCAGCACUUUAAGGCGUCAGCUGAGGCCAACUGGGCAACUCAGAGGUGGACUUAAAGGUUCAAGAAGUGAAGAGUCUGAGAGUCCCCCACACACAGCUUCUGAGAGCCAAGAUGAUCCUGUUAGGAGGAGCUCGGCUGAUCUCAUUACAGCUCCUUCCCGUGGCAUUUUCUGCUCUAGUCAUCCAGCCAAAACUGAGCAAGAAAAUGACUCCAGAUGUUUCUAUGUGACCACUGACUCAUACCAAAAGGUACAGGAUUCUGAAAUUUGCUUCCCAGCAGGAGUAGAAGUGGAAGUUCUGGAAAAGCAAGCUAGUGGGUGGUGGUACCUGAAAUACGGAGAAGCGGAAGGCUGGGCUCCUUCCCAUUAUUUGGCCCUCCCUGAUAACCAGCGAGAAACCACAUCAGCAGAGACCGAUGCCUCAUUUGCCAGGAACAGGAAAAAUGAAAACAAGUCAAACAGUUUAGAGAAGAUAGAGAAGAGGGUUCGGGCUUUGAACACCAUCAACCAGAGCAAACGCGCAACACCACCCAUCCCAAGCAAACCACCUGGUGGUUUUUCAAAACCAUCAGGGCCAGUCAAAAUGAGGAAUGGUGUGAGGCAACUUGCCGUCCGACCACAGUCAGUGUUUGUGUCUGCACCACCAAAGGAUAACAACCUGUCAUGCUCUUUGCGCAGAAAUGAGUCUUUAACAACUACAGAUCAUCUUAGAACCGUCCGUCGGAAUUCCUCCUUCAGCAAUGCGUGGUCACAGCCUGGUGAUGCGAAGGGAAAGCAGCCUGAGCGGUCGGGUACAGAGGGCUCAGAGACCACCUCCAACCUCCCAACCCAGAGGAAUGGGAUUCCUGUGUCCACAGUCAGGCCAAAGCCUAUUGAGAAAUCCCAGUUUAUCCACAACAAUCUCAAGGACAUCUAUGUUUCCAUUGCAGACUAUGAAGGGGAUGAGGAGACUGCAGGGUUUCAGGAAGGUGUCUGCAUGGAAGUCCUCGAAAGGAACCCAAAUGGCUGGUGGUACUGCCAGAUCAUGAAUGGUGUGAAGCCAUUUAAAGGCUGGGUGCCCUCAAAUUACUUGGAGAAAAAGAACUAAUAUUGCGAUAUGUUUAACCUCCCUAAUUUAUACUGUUCUUGCUGUGUACAUGUGGAAAAAACAAUUGCUACACAAAAAGACGUUUUCCUAUGCUCAGUUAGUACAAAGGGACAAAGGAGUCUAUGCUGAGGACAAAUCUACCAUGUUCUGGAGAGGUUUGUGAGGUUAACAUGUCGUAAGGAACUAUAAGGAAGAUGCAGCAUAGUCAAAUGCCUUUUUGUGAAGUUGUUAAUAAUCUUGUAUGUGUAACAGGGUAUGACAUCCCAUCUUUCCCAUUAUUGAUAGAAAACCAAAUGUGUGCCUUUUGUGAGAGAGAAAUACACAUGCAUCUACUUGGGGAGUUUUGUGCCAAACUCUGUUUUACAAUCUUGGCUCCCUUUCUCCUCGUUCUUGUCCGUAUGUGGAAUACCCAAGAGUUUUGGAUGCAUUUCCACAACUUACAGUGAGAAGCAAAUGGAAGUUUCAGGAACACAGAGGGACUCUAAUCC
Messenger RNA from Tauraco erythrolophus (red-crested turaco), 3182 nucleotides. Lineage: Eukaryota; Metazoa; Chordata; Aves; Musophagiformes; Musophagidae. The record is from RefSeq and is a predicted model, not a curated record.